Cyprinus carpio (common carp) is the source of this 4882-nucleotide messenger RNA. RefSeq names its product diphosphoinositol pentakisphosphate kinase 2 (gene ppip5k2). Bases 534 to 4193 code for a protein of 1219 amino acids. Gene Ontology annotation, biological process: inositol phosphate biosynthetic process; inositol metabolic process. Gene Ontology annotation, molecular function: inositol hexakisphosphate kinase activity; 5-diphosphoinositol pentakisphosphate 1-kinase activity; diphosphoinositol pentakisphosphate kinase activity. Gene Ontology annotation, cellular component: cytosol. The record is from RefSeq and is a predicted model, not a curated record. The transcript has 32 exons. Lineage: Eukaryota; Metazoa; Chordata; Actinopteri; Cypriniformes; Cyprinidae.
CACUAUGACGUCAUGACUGACGCCACGCCGCGUUGACUGGUGUUUUUUAUUUUUAAUUUUUAAAGCCUAAACUUGAGUACACUCAUGCAGCAGUUAUGCAGAUGGGUGUAAUACAUCUCUGGUGGAGAAUCGUUGAGGCCUGCAGAAGAUAAGCUACAGAAUGAGAUCAAUUGUGUUUGUGCCCGUUAGCUGAGGAAUGAUGAUGAUGUUUGCUGCUGGUGCUUCUAGCAUGUAUGCUAAAGUUAGCUUUCCUCAUUCAGUAUUUCUGUGUGUGAACUGCUAACAUAGCAGCCCGCAGCUUUCGACUUCACUUCCAUCUCUUUUAGAGCAGGACAGUAGUAACUCUGAACCUGUGGUCAUCUGGGGAUUACUCCGACACAUCUGAGUGCAUUGGCCCUGACUCAGCUGUUGUUAAAGAGAGAGACGGUGAAGAUGAGCGGCUGUGUGGAGCAGGAGGAGGCCUGUCAGGAUCUAGCCUUCAUAUGAACCUCUGCUGGGGCUCUGUGAGUGACUGACAGCUGUCUGUGGUGAGCAUGUCUGUGCACGAGGACUUAGAUCACCCGCGCUUCUUUGUGGGAGCUGAUGACGGCGAGGGAGACGAGCUGCUGGAUCCAGGCAGAGUGCUCGGCUAUGACUGCCUGUAUGAAAACGUGGAAGAAGAGGAUGAAGACAGAGAUGAUGCAGAAUAUGAUUCGCCUCCCGAGAGACAGAUCGUGGUGGGCAUCUGUGCCAUGUCUAAGAAGUCAAAGUCCAAACCUAUGAAGGAGAUCCUGGAGAGACUGUGUCUGUUCAAAUACAUCACUGUGGUUACGUUUGAAGAGGAAGUCAUUCUGAAUGAGCCGGUGGAAAACUGGCCACUCUGUGAUUGUCUCAUCUCUUUCCAUUCCAAGGGAUUCCCGCUGGAUAAAGCUGUGGCUUAUAAGAAGCUGAGGAAUCCAUUUGUCAUCAAUGAUCUGGAUCUUCAGUAUUUUAUUCAGGACAGGAGGGAGGUGUAUCAGAUACUGAAGGCCGAGGGAAUACAGCUCCCCCGCUUUGCGGUUCUGAACAGAGAUGCUGCCAGACCAGAAGAAUGUAAUCUGGUGGAGGGAGAGGAUCAUGUGGAGGUGAAUGGGGAGAUUUUCCAGAAGCCUUUCGUAGAGAAGCCUGUGAGUGCUGAGGACCACAAUGUCUACAUCUACUACCCCACAUCUGCAGGAGGAGGCAGCCAGCGGCUCUUCCGCAAGAUUGGCAGCAGAAGCAGCGUCUAUUCUCCCGAGAGUAACGUCAGGAAAACUGGAUCCUACAUCUAUGAGGAGUUCAUGCCCACAGACGGAACGGAUGUGAAGGUGUAUACUGUAGGUCCUGACUAUGCCCAUGCAGAGGCCCGUAAAUCUCCUGCUCUGGAUGGGAAGGUGGAACGAGAUAGUGAGGGCAAAGAGGUCCGUUACCCAGUCAUCCUCAAUGCCAGAGAGAAGCUCAUCGCAUGGAAAGUCUGUUCGGCUUUCAAGCAAACUGUGUGUGGGUUCGACCUGCUCCGAGCCAAUGGCCAGUCAUACGUCUGUGACGUCAAUGGCUUCAGCUUCGUCAAGAACUCCAUGAAAUACUACGAUGACUGUGCAAAAAUCCUGGGGUUAGUAUACAAAUCCAAAAUAUCCAGAAUAUCAGCUCCACAGUUUCAGAUCCCGUGGUCGAUCCCUUUAGAAGCAGAGGACAUUCCCAUAGUUCCCACAACCUCUGGGACUAUGAUGGAGUUGAGGUGUGUGAUCGCUGUGAUUCGACAUGGUGACAGGACCCCUAAACAGAAGAUGAAAAUGGAAGUUAGACAUCAGCGGUUUUUUGACCUUUUUGAAAAAUGUGAAGGUUACAAAAGUGGAAAACUGAAAUUAAAAAAACCAAAGCAGCUCCAAGUCAUCAUUGACUACAGCUAUUUCCUGGAAAAAGGCAAUGGGACAUUGAAAAAAAAGUGGGAUGUCUUGGUGAGAUCAAAAGUGUGCAGUAAAGCUGUCAUUGCAAAAUGUGCGGAGGGACGACCCGUGGUUAUGAUUUUGGUUUUGAAGUGGGGUGGAGAGCUGACUCCCGCAGGCAGGGUUCAGGCUGAAGAGCUUGGCCGGGCCUUUAGGUGUAUGGUACCCUGGAGGACAAGGGGAAUGGGCUGCUGGACAAGCAGCUGCCAGCAGAAAGUCAAAGCACGCCUUCAUGACAUCCUGCAGAAGGACAGAGACUUCACGCCAGAAGACUACGAGAAGCUGGCGCCCACCUCCAGCACUUCUCUGGUGAAGUCCAUGCAGAUGAUUAAAAACCCCGUGAAGACGUGUGAUAAGGUGUACUCCCUCAUCCAGAACCUGACGCUGCAGAUCCGCCAGAGGAUGGAAGACCCCAAAUCAGCAGAUAUCCAGUUGUAUCACAGUGAGACUCUUGAGCUGAUGCUGCGUCGGUGGUCUAAACUCGAGAAGGAUUUCAAGAUGAAGAACGGCCGAUACAACAUCAGCAAGAUCCCUGAUAUCUACGACUGCAUCAAAUAUGACGUGCAGCACAACAGCUUAUUAAAGCUGGACAACACCAUGGAAAUUUACCGGCUGUCCAAAGCACUGGCUGACAUCGUCAUCCCACAGGAAUAUGGUAUUUCUCAAGCUGAGAAACUAGACAUAGCCAAAGGUUACUGUACACCUCUUAUUCGCAAGAUCCGCUCUGACCUACAGAGGACACAAGACGAUGACACUGUUAAUAAACUGCAUCCAGUAUAUUCCAGAGGAGUCAUGUCUCCAGAACGUCAUGUGCGGACCAGACUUUACUUCACCAGUGAGAGCCACGUUCACUCGCUGCUGUCUAUCUUGCGUUAUGGAGCCCUCUGUGAUGAGGCCAGAGAUGAGCAGUGGAAGAGAGCCAUGGACUACCUCAAAAUAGUCAGCGAGCUGAACUAUAUGACACAGAUAGUCAUCAUGCUCUAUGAAGACCCAAACAAGGACCCUUCUUCAGAGGACCGUUUCCAUGUGGAGCUUCAUUUCAGUCCAGGAGCUAAAGGCUGUGAAGAAGAUAAAAACCUGCCGUCUGGAUUUGGAUAUAGACCAGCAUCCAGAGAGAAUGAAGGCUCCAAGAAGAAAUCCCAUAAUGACAGUGAUGAGGAGCCCGGUGGUGCUAAACGUGACGAGCCGGAUCGAGCGCUUAUGAUGUUCCGCCCCAUGGUGUCAGAUCCAAUCUACAUCCACAGGAAGUCCCCUCUUCCCCGCUCCAAAAAGAUCGGCUCUGUGGAAGAAGAGAGCCCCCUGAGUGUGUCUAGCCCUGACUCUAUAGGUACCUGGAUUCAUUACACCUGUGGUGUUGGUACUGGGCGUCGAAGACGCAGAUCAGGGGACCAAAUAACUUCCUCCCCAGUCUCCCCCAAAUCACUGGCUUUCACAUCCAGUAUUUUUGGCUCAUGGCAACAGGUUCUGUCAGAGAACAACAGCCACAGCAGACCCAGCAGACUGCACCCGGAUCACAAGCUCACACCUGGAAUAGGGUCUCAUUGCGCUGGCUUGUUUAGCACCAUGGUGCUGGGUGGCUCCUCCAGUGCACCUAACCUACAAGAUUACGCUCACGCACACCGUAAAAAGCUGACCUCCUCUGGCUUCUUAGAUGAGGCUACGCGUGGUUCUGCUGUAAAAAGGUUUUCUAUCUCAUUUGCGCGACACCCAACCAAUGUGUUUUCCAGUAUGUUCAGUGGUUUUGAGUUGUACUCCAUGGUUCCUUCAAUCUGUCCCUUGGAGACCCUCCAUAAUUCCCUGUCUCUCAAACAAGUGGAUGACUUCCUCGCCUCUAUAGCCAUAUCCCAUGAUCCAGUCCUGGAAAUAUCAGCAUCCUCCCCAGCUGUGCCCACCAAGAAGGCUCCUUUGAACACUUACACUCCAGCAAAAGUUUUGCCCUGUCCAUUCACCCAAUCUCUCGGCAAGAAGACGUGCUCAAAAGAGAAGAGUGCAUCAGAUCAUGAUGAUUUUCCAGCCAGAAAACCCAGAGCAGUUUCGGCAGUUGUUUCAGAGCAUGGUGUGAGUAGUGGCAAAACCUCACAGCCAAGUUCAGAGACCAAGCAGCCCAAGCCUGCUUCCAUCCUUCUGCUACCUGAAUCUCAUGACCCUGCUGUUAAAACCCAACAACAAUCCAGUGGCACAGCAACACAUGAAACCCCUGCUCUAGAAAACAAGAGUGCUACGAAAACCGUGUCAGGCUUUUACACAUGACAUCCAUCUGCAAACCCCCAACCAGGGCACAACUAAAAACACGGCUAUCAAAGCACACAUACCAAGCUCAUGGACAACUGAUGCAUAUGUCAACUGGACCCAGUGAACCAAAACUCACAGAGCAUGUUACAGGCCUCACUUCAUUACUUUUAGUGACAAGAAUUUGUCAUCAUUAGCUGUACCUUUAUUUUCAUUUAAAGGAACAUCUCACUGAAUGUUUGAUACCAAAACACAGUCCACCAAAAUAUAUCACAUUGUUGUAAUUACAAUCAUAUCGUAGGCUUAUUUAGCUUUUCCAUUCACCUUGAAUGGUUCAGAAGAAUGUGUUACAUUUAUCUUGUAUAUUUAAAUGUUGAAAUGUAAAAGCUCACAUAGAAUUUACUUGUCAUAGUAUGACAUGUUGCUGCAGCUGGUUUUAAUUCUUUUGGAAUAUUUAAUGAAUGCAGCACUUUCUGGGGCCUCAUCAAACAAGGUCCAAAGUGAUAUUUCUUGUUUAGAAACAUAUUUUUAAUUCAUAUAAUUGAUUACAAUCAGACUGUACACUUCUUUCUCUCCACUGUAACUGACAUCUGCCUUAUGUUAAUAAUUACUUUUCCAUCAAACUGAAAUUUAAUACAAAUGAUGUGUAAAUUGGGAAUGAAAUUUGGUAUUUUUAAGUUCUUGAAAAAUAAACAAUUUAGUCCAAACUA